UAUUAUCACUUAAAAAAUAUGAGCUAGAGGUGCUAAUACGACGAAAUGUUUUUCAAAUUUUCUUCGAUCAUUUUUUAAGUUUAUGCCUCAUACGAUCACAGUGGGAUUUGAAUUGGCUGUAAAAUUGUGUAAUCAUUAAAAUCGCAAUUUAUUAAUACUCAUAUCAAUAUUUAUUUAUACGAGUAUACAAUAUAUUUUCCAUUGAAAUUUCGCUUUUAGUUUUGAGUUCAAAAUUCUGCGUAAAUACAACAGAUCGUUGACCCAAUUUCUACAUAUUUUAUUAAUAAAUACUUGGAAAUAUAAUUGCGCAUAGUUAUUACAUAAUUGCGUUCUUAGAAUGCGCUUCAACUAUUGCAGAUUUGCACAAAUGAGAUCAAGUUAAUUAAUAAAUAUUGCAUUUAAUGCAAAUUUCUUAUCAGCAACGACCUUUUCGGCAUAAAUAGUUGACUUAGACAUAUUUUUACUAGUGUGAACAUAUAAAUAUGAACUCGUACUGUAUGUGCAUUUUCGUACUAUAAAUUUUAGUUGUUUAUUGUCAUGAUUGUUUUGGAUUUUCCACUGACGUUACGCAGCAGUGAGGUGAUAAUUGCACACAUGUCUUAACUCAAUAAGUUUUCCUUUUGCUCCGCCGAUCUUAUGCAGUAGCGUCAUUUGAGCGCCAUGUGUUAAUAUGUAUGUAUAUCUGUUCGUAUUUCGUUGCUGUAGUACAUUGCACCGCUUCGGAACGUUUACCGCAAUUGAAUAACCCUACGAAAAUUCCCCGAUCGCUCUGAAUUCAUGUGUUUUCAAUAAUGAAAACCGUUGCUCAUCGGUGUUUGUAUAUAAAGGGCUGGCGCUACAUAAAACGUCGUAUCACUUGCAAUAUUAACAAGUGAAAAUGAAGCUCCAAUUGCUGUUAGUUGUUUUAUUCGCUAUGUUGGCUUUGGUUAAGGGUGUACCAGUGCCAGGAGGCGGUGGCGGUGGCGGCGGCGGUGGAGGUGGUCGAGGCUGCAAUUGUGAACGUGGAGGCGGUGGUGGAGGAGGCGGUGGCGGCGGUGGUGGUUGGGGUAAUGGCUCUGGCGGUCCAGGUGGCGCUGGUGCUCCAGAUUGCGUAAGGCCUUCUUGGAUGCCUCCGUGUCCGCCAUAAAUUCAACGUUCGUAAAUCUUAAUCCAAAGAGAAUAAUAUAGCACUGUUAUACCUUCGAAUCAGUCUUAAUUAUACACACAUUGAGCAAAAGAUCCUUCCACUUGUGUACAAAAGUAUGCAUUUAAAAAUGUAAACCAAAAAGCUUUAAUUUUAUUUAAAAAUAAAUUAGAAUGUAGAUUAUAA
Messenger RNA from Bactrocera oleae (olive fruit fly), 1309 nucleotides. RefSeq names its product RNA-binding protein cabeza. The record is from RefSeq and is a predicted model, not a curated record. Lineage: Eukaryota; Metazoa; Arthropoda; Insecta; Diptera; Tephritidae.